Molecule: messenger RNA, 1612 nt
Organism: Patiria miniata (bat star)
Lineage: Eukaryota; Metazoa; Echinodermata; Asteroidea; Valvatida; Asterinidae
Gene: polb
Product: DNA polymerase beta-like
Exons: 9
Coding region: 122-1135 (337 amino acids)
Biological process (GO): double-strand break repair via nonhomologous end joining
Cellular component (GO): nucleus
Molecular function (GO): DNA-directed DNA polymerase activity; DNA binding
Source: RefSeq, a predicted model, not a curated record
GUCUGCAAUUUUAUUUUGCAGACGGCAAACGUUCACUACCUUUGUUCGGCUGCGCGCGUUGAAGUUUUUUUUCUUCAAAUUUAAACAAGUGACUACUGCUGGUGACUUUUUGAGAAGCACAAUGAGUAAACGCAAAGCCCCGCAGAAUGAAAACCCAAACAAGGAACUGGUAGAUGUUCUUUCAGAGUUGGCCAACUAUGAGAAGAACGUGACCAGACAGAUGCACAAGUACAAUGCCUACCGCAAAGCUGCGAGCACCAUUGCCAAACAUCCCGACAAAAUCUCCAGUGGCAAGGAAGCCAAGAAACUGGAUGGAGUGGGAGAGAAAAUUGCCAAAAAGAUUGACGAGAUCCUGGCGACAGGAAAGCUACAAAAACUGGAGAAAAUCCGAGCCGACGACACAAGCGUUGCCAUCAACCUGAUGACAAGAGUGACAGGCAUAGGCCCGGCAGCUGCAAGAAAACUGGUUGAAGAAGGCAUCACAACAAUUGAAGAGCUGAAAAAACAUGAGGACAAGCUCAACCACCAUCAGAAAAUUGGACUCAAGCAUUUUGAGGACUUUGAGAAGCGUAUCCCCCGCCCGGAGAUGGCGAAACUGGAAACAUUCGUCAAGGAGCAGAUAGAAGACCUGGAUCCGGACUACAUUGCUACAAUCUGUGGUAGCUAUAGACGAGGAGCAGCAUCCAGUGGCGACAUUGACAUCUUACUGACGCAUCCAGAUUACACCUCCAAGGAUGAAAAACAGCCGGAAUUGCUUCUGUCCGUCGUGAAACAGUUGGAGAAGUCUUCCCUGGUAACGGACACUAUCUCACUAGGCGAAAGCAAAUUCAUGGGGGUGUGUCAAUUGCCAAGAGGGGAGGAGGAUACGGAGGACCAUCUGUUCCGCCGCAUCGAUAUCCGCAUCAUUCCUAAAGACCAGUACUUCUGUGGCACGCUCUACUUCACCGGUAGUGAUAUGUUCAACAAAAACAUGAGGGCUAAGGCUAUCGAAGCCGGUUUCACGCUCAAUGAAUACACAAUCAGGCCAAUGGGAAGCACAGGUAUCACUGGAGAACCACUCCCAGUUAGUAGUGAGAAAGAUGUAUUUGAUGUCAUCGGCAUGGCUUACAAGAAACCAUCGGAGCGGAACAUGUAGACUUUGUGCAGCAGAAAGAUUUACCAGUAAAAAAACAAAACACCAAAGGUUUCCAGUAGGAAGCACAAGGAUGCCACAAUUUUUGUAGCUCCUAUUUCCCCCAGUCUUUUUCUACCGAGUUGGCAAAACUCAGUACUGAUCUAAUGCUUUGUUAAAUGACUUUAAAAUUUUUUUUUUUUUGUAUUACUGUUUUGAGGAGAUUAAUGUUAGUUGAAACUCUUCAAUUGUUUAAAUUUAUCUACAACUACAAGUACUGCAACAUAGUUACUUUGUUAAAAAAAUUGCCAGUUUAUUAAAUAACAUUGUAUUCAAUUUCAAUGCUUUUGUACUUAAUGUUACAUAUCUGUUUUAACAGAAACUCAACCAAGACCUUGGGUUUGAAAAUGAGGCUUGUUAAAAACGACUCGCAUUUUGAAAUCUCAAAUAAGCCAAAGUCGACACCAUUCUAAGAGAAAUAAAAGUGUUUAUUUUAUUUCA